UCAGCUUUGCUAUCAUCAUGUCUGACGUCCAGAAGGCCAUGACGCUCCUCAUUAACUCCUUCAGCAAAUAUGCUGGCAAGGAGGGUGACAAUCAGACCCUGAAUAAGGCAGAGCUGAAAGAUCUGCUUCAGAAUGAACUUGGAGAUCUGCUGGGGAAAGCCAGUGACAAAGCGGCGGUGGACCGCAUCUUCAAGACCUUGGACGCAAACCAGGACAACAGUGUGGACUUCAACGAGUUUGUCAACAUGGUCAGCUGCCUCACCGUGAUGUGUCACCAGUACUUCAACCAAUCAGCCAAAAAAUAAGGAUCCAAGCGCCACCUUGGGGCCAGCAGAGAGAUAGAGAUCCCAUGACAGCUGUUCUGAAGAAGAAAUGCAUUUUAACUACUAUUUACUAAAAAGACCUUGAAGUCACAAAACUAUAUACUGUAACGCACAAUGAAAUAAACUUCUUUCUUUGAAAAACUUGA
Messenger RNA from Etheostoma cragini (Arkansas darter), 469 nucleotides. Its product is annotated as ictacalcin-like. The transcript is spliced from 3 exons. Bases 18 to 305 code for a protein of 95 amino acids. Gene Ontology annotation, molecular function: transition metal ion binding; calcium ion binding. The record is from RefSeq and is a predicted model, not a curated record. NCBI's taxonomy places the organism in Eukaryota, Metazoa, Chordata, Actinopteri, Perciformes, Percidae.